ACGAAAAAAAGACCACGAAAGUUAUCGGUGAAGAACCUAAAAAUCCAUUCCAAUCGUCUCUAUGAAGACCACCGAUGAAUAAUUCAAGACUUUCAGUUGCCUAAAUCGUCUAAAAAAUUUUGACCCUGAUUCCAAAAAUUAACCUGCAGUAGACGCUUCGUUGGAAAACAAUUGCGAUGGGUGGCCUUUUGGAAAAGCCUUCAACGGAUAAGGAAAUUGAAAUGGGGAGUGGCAAUGGACUCCAGUACUGUGUGUCUGCGAUGCAGGGUUGGAGAAUGGAAAUGGAGGAUGCCCACUCAGCUGUGUGUCGCGUGAGCAAGCCAUUCGACCUUUGGUCAUUCUUUGCGAUCUUUGACGGACACGCAGGAGGCCGCAUAUCAGCGUACUGCUCAGAGCACCUAUUGAGCACCAUCAUUUCAAAUGAGCAAUUCGCAAGGGGUCAGUUCGUUACGGGAAUACACGACGCCUUCCUGUACAUCGACGAUGAAAUGCGCAGACUUUGCCCCGACAAGUCAGGUGGUAGCACAGUCACAUGUGCAUUUGUAUCGCCGGACAAGAUCUAUCUCGCCAACUGCGGCGACUCGCGUGUUGUUCUCUCCCGGAACGGCCAAACCGAGUUCAGCUCCUGGGACCACAAGCCGAAUCUCCCCUUGGAACGAGCACGCAUAGUGCGUGCUGGCGGGAGUGUGAUGAUACAGCGAGUGAACGGGACUCUGGCCGUCUCUCGUGCGUUGGGGGACUUCGACUUCAAAAGCGACAGCACGCGCUCCAGCUGCGACCAGCUCGUCUCUCCAGAGCCAGAUGUGACUGUCCUCGACCGUUCGCCAACUGAUGAAUUUUUGGUGAUUGCUUGCGACGGCAUUUGGGACGUUAUGAGCAGUGAGGGAGUUUGCGCAUUCAUUAGAUCGCGUCUCUGCGUGACGGCUAACAUCAAAUCAAUCGUCAAUAGUGUGCUGGACAUUUGCCUGCACAAAGGCAGUCGUGAUAACAUGAGUUUGCUGCUGGUGCUUCUGCCAGGUGCACCCUCGGUUAAUGUCGACGCCGUGGCCGCCGAUCAGCGUCUUGACCAUACCAUUGAACAGUUGACACGGGAAGCCAUUCAAAAGAAUGAAUUAUUGGACUUUGAGGAGCUGCUUUCACUAAUGCAUGGAAUGGCCCUCAAUAUUACAACUUUACCCCCUGGCGCCGGCAUCUACGCCAAGUAUCACAUCAUUGAGCGAGUUUUUCAUGACGCCAAUCCUGAUAAGCCACCUGAAUUUUUCGAGUACAAGUAUUAAUUAGCAUAAUAGCCCAUUUAUUAAACAACAGUUGGACCGUU
Drosophila persimilis is the source of this 1318-nucleotide messenger RNA. RefSeq names its product protein phosphatase 1B. The transcript is spliced from 2 exons. Gene Ontology annotation, biological process: protein dephosphorylation; negative regulation of stress-activated MAPK cascade. Bases 177 to 1277 code for a protein of 366 amino acids. The record is from RefSeq and is a predicted model, not a curated record. Lineage: Eukaryota; Metazoa; Arthropoda; Insecta; Diptera; Drosophilidae. Gene Ontology annotation, molecular function: magnesium ion binding; manganese ion binding; protein serine/threonine phosphatase activity. Gene Ontology annotation, cellular component: nucleus; cytosol.